Molecule: messenger RNA, 3403 nt
Organism: Chara braunii
Lineage: Eukaryota; Viridiplantae; Streptophyta; Charophyceae; Charales; Characeae
Source: the annotation of a GenBank genome assembly
GCAGCCAGAUGCAUCCUGGGAAGUAGUGCUAGUGUGAGUCCACCGUCAAACUGACGUAAGGCGCGCCGGUUGAUGCGCGGGACCUUCUGCAGCAGUCUUCAAAUUUUUUGCACCGCGCCUCUCUUGCACGCCCUCGCUAAAAACACAAGCAUACAUGCGCGCCUUGUGCGGUGUAGCUCAGCGGCUGAGUGGAUGAAGAGAGAGAGGAGAGAAGACAGUCGAGAGAGAGUGGCUAUUCUAUUCGCAGCCACACGAAGCUGGAGAGAACGAAGGGGGAGGAAGCAAGCCGCGGAAAGCAAGGUCCCACUUGCACGGAUUACCCGUUGAUCUUUGCUAUCUACGGUCAAUAUCGCUUAAUUCGUGUAAGUGGGACCCAGCCCCAGAAAGCAGGCAUUCGAACGUCAAGCCGGAGAAGGAUGAGCGCGGAAUCGGAAGCCAUUAGGCCGGCGGUGCUGUCGCCGGAUGCAUGGCAGCCCGAGAGAUUUUUUGUUGGGGGCCGUAAGAAGGUGAUCAUUGACACCGACCCUGGCAUAGACGAUGCCAUGGCAAUAAUGCUAGCUUUCCAGUCGCCGGAACUCGAAGUCGUUGGAUUGACAACAACAUUUGGAAAUGUGCCAACUGCAAUGGCAACGCGGAAUGCCCUCUGUUUGCGUGAGGUGGCAGGUAUGGCGCAUGUGCCCGUAGCCCAAGGGGAGCGCGUUGCACUUAAGGGGGAAGAAAAGCAACGGAUUGCAGACUUUGUGCAUGGGUCCGAUGGACUGGGCAACAUUAAUACCUCGCCCCCGAACGGGCAUGCCAUUGAUAUGGGGGCAGCUGAGUUCAUGGUUAAGAUGGCCAGGGAGAACCCAGGGCAGAUCACAGUGAUUGCGCUGGGGCCUCUGACAAAUGUCGCCAAGGCUAUCGAACAGGAUCCCGAGUUUGUGAAGAAUGUUGCUCAGAUUAUUGUUCUUGGCGGUGCAUUCUUUGUGAAUGGGAAUGUUAAUCCUGCUGCAGAAGCCAAUGUUUAUGGAGAUCCGGACGCUGCUGAUGCGGUGUUUAUUUCCGGUGCAGAUAUUAUUGUCAUAGGUCUGAAUGUGACAACUCAGAUGCUGAUGACAGAGGAGGACUUGAAUCAUCUGCGGGAUGACGGAGGGCCAGUGGGAGAGUUCCUGCACAAGGCGGCGCAAUUCUACUUGCAGUAUCAUCGGGAUUACUACGACAUGAACGCCAUUUAUGUGCAUGAUCCUACAACUAUUCUUGCUGCAAUUGAUCCGUCGGUCUUCACUCUGAAGACUGGUGCUGUUCGAGUGAUCACCGAGGGGAGGUUCAAGGGCACGACACUUAUGAAUGCUCUUGGUACAAAACGGUGGAACUCGGUAACAGAAUGGUGUGGCAAACCUCCCAUCAAGGUGGCUUUCGGUGUGGAUUCGCAACGAGGAAUGCAGGUGAUCAAAGACCGCUUGAUGAAGAUGUGGUCUGGUUAUAAUGGAGUCUCUAAUUCGGAGGGCAUUACGGAUAAUGGCAAUUGACAGUGAUGUGUGUUACAACUUACAAACAUAUCCAGGGACAUCGAUGAGGUGCACAACCGUCAAGGCUCAUCUUCAGAAACAAAUGUCACCCUCUCCCUGAGGGAGGAUUAUCAUCAUGAUGUUUGCUGAAGCGGGACGGAGUUAGGGUUCAGCUGCUUUAUGAAAAAGAAGCCUCUGUGGCAGCAACUGGGUUGCUUUCUUUUGUCAGCACUAGCAGGUAAUAGUGUGAUUUGGCGCAAAAACGACUCUGACACGCCCUUGCACGCUUGCACAGCCGACAGCGGAUGUGCAUGGGUUUUGAACCCUUUGUGUACUCUGUGCACCGUCUUCUCUGUUUGCUUAGUUGCCAUGAUUAGAGGAGGAGGUUCAGUCCAUAAUGUGCAGCAUGGUGUCCUCCAUGCUCGUAUUUCAUUUUCUAAGGCUCGCAGAGCAACAGCCUGUCCACCAGAGGCAUGACUGUUGGGGCUGUGAUAUCACCCAUGGACACAGGGUAAUGUCUGAAAGUCGAAUGAGACGCGUGUUGCUUCUUGUGUCUGCUUAAUCAAGGCUGUUGGCAAUGUGAUCCGAACAGCCCGCGUUGCCGCCGCGGGAAGAUUGUUUCCUAUUCGCAGGAGAACGUCGUUAUAUGUUUGCUUCCACUUUUCCCCUGCCACCCACCCCAUCAAGGCAUCCGUACGUUCGUCAAUCCAUCCAUUCAUGCGCCGUGUCGACCGUGUGACGAUCUGACAGGUACGCAGUUUAGUUGCCAGCACUUGUUGUCGGCGUUUAGCACUGCUGCAGAGUCCAUGAGAUCGUUCCUGCCCGUGGAGUUGUGUCCAGGCAUUUUCGAUUGCAUAUAUUCAAAGUUCUAUGGACUUCACUCGUUAGCAGAGUGACAUUGAGUGUUGCAUGUUUUUAAGGAAGUGAGCAUAAAAUAACAUCAAGGUUAAUGAGCUUUUCCACUGUUUUGCCUCCCUCCCCCCCCCCCCCCCCCCCCCCCCCCCAAUUUCAGAGGAUGGCUGUGGUGACUCCACAUUGUAGUGGUGGAGAAGUGGGUGCAUAGCAUAUUUAUCGUCAUAUCAGCAUGGAUAGAUGUCGGAGGCCAGUAGGAGGCCUUAACUGAUGCUUGCAUGGCAAAGCCGGAAGACCGCCCCUGCAAGCUAGCAUGUCAGACAUAGCAACUUAGCAAGGAUGUUACGCCAGAGUGUUGAUCCGUAGAUCUAACGGAUCAGCAAGUGUCGUUGUUAUCAUUGUGGAUAGUCCACACUGGGUGGCUAGCGAAUCACCCAAAGUGGGAAUGACUCGUGUUAUUGUCAUCCGAGGGUUAGGCUCCUCUGAGUUGGAAGGCUCAACUGCAGAGUUGACGCGUAAUAGAAAUGGCUGAAUUCCAUGGGGGCACUAGGUUUCUGAGACGUAUGUUGAAGUGCGCAUAAUGGUGGACAUAAUGGAGUCGGAAAAAGGGACCGGUGCUGCUUUCAAGGAUUUUUUUUGUUUUUUUAACUUUUUUCAAGUUUUUUUGCAUAAUUCGGAAUCGGUCAGCACACUUCAGGUUCAGGGUGCAUGCAAUUUUAUUUUUCGACAAAUGUUUGCAAUUUUAUUUUCUCAAAUCAUCCUCAAAUCUUCAUUUGAACCUCGGUGGAUGAUGUGCGAUCAAAUCUCAAGUCUCGUGGAGUUUGUCCAUCCCACCAACUUUUAUCGCAUUGGGAACCUGUGUCACAUUUGCCAGUACAAUGACUCUCUCACAACAGAGCAACAUAUCGAAGUCCAUCAGGCUAAACAUGAUGAAUGGAAAUAAUUUGUGCGAAAGCCGUCACUGGAACGUCACCUGAUUUCCACAGUCCUGUGCAUCAGACACACAAGGGCUUUUUGCGACAGACGCACACGUUUCUGGCUGAACGUAAGCAUCACGUUGUCCU